AAAAAUAUUUGCUGCCAAAUAGGAAUGUAAUACACAACAAAAAACAAGAAAUACGCAAAGCUAGAGAACAUAAGAAUCGAGAGAAACAGACCCGACCCUGAUAUUGAAAUCAUGCACCGGCACUGUCAGUUUGGGCACUGUUUAGUAGACAGCAUCAAGUAUAUUUUUUAAAUUUCACGUGCUAAAUUCAGAAAAAAUCCUUCCACAAUUGCUACACGGUACGUUUCAAGCAUUUAACCGCAACGGAGUGACCGCGAUGUCGAAGCGAGGAGCGCGGCUCAUGGCCUACGUCUCGGCCGAGGAACAACUGCUGGACAUCUACUCACCGUUGGCAGGAGACGAGGUGGAAGCCAUUGUGGAUCAAAGCGCCGGAACAGAGACAGUACCUGGAGCGGACGUUGGAGCAGCCCAUGUUGAGAAUGCAGAGUCGAACUUGGACAGUAGCUUGCCCAGCGAGGACGUGCAGUUUCGUGAACAUGACCAGAAUCUGGAUCCAGCAGUGGACAGCAUGCUGCACGUGAUCUCCAACGACUCGGACAUACGUAGUCUGAUCUCGAGCGAUGAUUUCGGUAGUGGCAGCGGGUUCAAGGGCUGGGACGAACACCAGUCGUGUACGAGCAACAUAUCCGACGGAGCGCACUAUAUUUAUGGACUGUGCCGCCGCAUGUUAUCAGCCGAGGAGGCAAUGGCGACGUCCACCGCCAAUUGGGAGCGUACUCCAGAGAAACGCUCGCUAAGCUGCCAUGAUGUACAGAUUAAUGACUCGCCUGAAGAUCCUAUUUCGUUGCUGCACGCUGUCGCCCACAAUCCCAGUGUCCUGCUCACCAACGGAGGCGUCGACCAAUUCGUUUUGGUUCCCCACGGAAACGAGGACGACGACGAGCUGCAGCCGGUCGAGGAACCAUGCGUUAUCUACGAAACGGUCGAUGGCGAGAACAUGGUCAUGCUAGCGGAAGAGCAUUGCUGUGAGAUCCUCGUCGCCACGCAAGGAGUGGCUAACGAACAGGAGUUCGCUAGGGCCAUACUGAUGGCCGGCAAUGGAGGUGGAACGCUUCUGGGUCUGCUGCCCGACGAAAGGAAUCCGAAUCAGCGUCUCAACGGGGCAUACAUUGAGGAGGUGAUUGGUGGUCUCGGAGAGGACGAGGCACGAUUGACGGACGGAAACAAUGUCUACCUGAGCGAUGCCGCUCUCAGGCAGCCACUGAUACACUCCGAAAUAGUGGAGGACGAGGCGAACGAGGAGAACGAAAACGCCAGCUUUGUGGACGACACGCCAAUGGAGGAAGAACGUCCCGACAUCUGCCAGGUAUACGAUCAUGAACUAGAGGACCACGACGAAGACGAAGACUGUGUCAUGGAGCAGCAGACGCCUGUGCAACCCAUUAUGAUCACGGAGCUGGAGGAGGAGGAGCAACCCCUACAGAGUCAACCUGCCCACAGGAUGACCCGCGAGCAUAGCAGCCCCACAGAGUUUCCAGUCAGCUCCUCGUCCAUGCCGAACGGCAGCUAUAACUAUGACUACGAUGACGAUCUGAUGGAAGGGCAUGUCCCGUCGAAGGUGGCGCCAUUGAAGCGAAAGUGCCCCCAACUGAUGAAGAACACACUGUACGCGGAGGCCAUGGACCGGAGGCUAGCCAGUAUCUGUCAGGCGCAGCCCCAGAUGAGUCCAGCGGAGAAAGUGUAUAGCUGGGAGACGGCUGCCACGGAAGAGUGCUCGCCCGUCGAGGAUGUGGAGAAUUUCCAGGCUGCCUUUGAAGAGCACGAGGCUGUGAAGGCCCCGACCCAACAGCACAACUUUCUCGAAUUCCGGGAGAUGCUAACUCGCGACCUAGACAAAGUCACCCGCGAUAUUAUGGAGGCGUUCGAGUCGGCGGAGGACGAGCCGCAGGACCGGGUGGUGCAGAGGCGUCUCUUGCACGUUCUGCCCACUGAAGAGACCAUUGUGCUGGACGACGAUGAGGACGAUUGCUACGAAGUAGUUGACAUGAAUAACGCCUCUGUGACCACUUUGGUCCCGGAAAAGGAUGACACAGAGGAGGAGAUGCAGGAUCACCCUGUCGCGGACGUGAAAACCAUUGAAACUCAGACUCUUCCGGAGACUCAGAACACCAAAAAAACCUCCACCACAGACCUUAAAAAGUUCUCGCCCGAGACACCCGCAGAUACAUCCCCACCGACUCCGGGACUAGUGGCUAACGCUUCCCAGUCCCCGGCGACUCCAAGAGAAAUCCUAGAUUCCACGGAUACUACCUCGGGCGACCUUGUGGGUGCAGGGGACCGACAGCUGGCCAACCGGGUCCUAGACGUCAUGCGGCAUCAAGCUCAACACCAGUUUAUGGGACCGCAGCAGAACCAGAUGUAUCCCUACCAGGAGACGACCAGCGAGCCAUCCGAAACGCCCAUGCAGAUGGACUUGAACCGGGGACCUCAGUUCGCUAGUCCUAACGAUGCCAUGUUUUACGAGCAGCAGGAGUUCUGCAACUACCUGGGUCUCACCGAGCUGGCAACGGCCAACGCGGUGGCCACAGCUAUGCGGGAGCUGGCCAACAGCACCAUUGCUCGUCGCUCGCUUCGAGUGCGUCCCCAGCAGCAGCUGGACAGGAUGCGCAGCGAUGUGCGUGGAAAACGGCGGGGGAAGGAGCGGGAGCGGGAUCGGCAACAAGGAAACGACAAAAACAAGCCAGUGAACACAAGCAGCGAUGGGAGCACCGACAAGGACGAGAACUUCGCGUCCCAAGCGCCGCUUCCGGCUAAUGAGGGGGAUGUUAGUCUGGAAUCAGUUUGCGAAGCGACUACAGAGCCAAGCGAUCAGUUACAGCCAGUCCUUCCAGCCAAAGAUGUUUCUCUGGCGGAUCAGAUGCAGGGCGAUGGCUCGGAUGCCAGGAAGGAGCUGAGAGAAAAGUUAAAAACGCCCGUCGAGGAAGAGCCGAACACCAAUGACAAGGAACCAAAUAAGAUGAAAUGGAUUAACACGGACAUAUCCACCAUGAUGCAGGACUUGCAGAGAAAGAAGCUGGAGGAGCAUCGGGCUAAGUCUGUGGAGGCAGCCUUCGCAAAGGUUUACGAAGCGGCUGCUCCUGCCCAGUCCAAGGUGCUUGAGUGUAUGCAGCAGCGCUUGCGCCAGGCGCGCGAGAACAAACCCUCAAUCUUCAUCAUUCAGGCGACCCACAACGCUCCCUCCCAGACGCAUACGCCGACACCCACGCAGACCUCUCACAUGUCAUCGUCGCCGGCUCACCUAAUUGAGGCCUGUGGCGAUGUUUGUGCGCCGCAUCCCUCCGCGAUAGUCUCGUCAUCCAAGAAGCAGACCCACUUCAAACCACAACCGGAGAAACCAGCAGCAAACCCAUUGAAAGGCGCAACCAUUGCUGCGAAUACUAAGACAGCGAAAAUACCGAAACACAGAAAGACACAUGGAGCACCCAAACAGGAGACCCCUAGAGUUCCCAAGCGGCGGCGCACCACUGUGGCAGCUCCCCUCUCGGGGAAACAGCCUCGUGUCCGGGACUUGGUGACUCGCUCUACCACCCACUUGAACUCCAAGCUGCUGCGCAACCGCAAGGUGAACCUUCUCAAGAGCUACGCCCUCACGGAUGAAGUGUCCCAGAACCGGAGCAAGCGGUUGAGUGGCGGCACCACGCAAAGCGCCAAGAAGGUGCCAACAUCCAAGACUGCAAGGUCGGGCCUAAAGCGGACAGAGCCUGCGGAAAAGACCCUGCCCGAACAGCACCGCCUGCAGCAGCAGCAAGUGCCGCCCAACACCCCGCGCAGAAGCAAGGCCAUCAAGCCGAGCACAACACCCACAUCCACUUCCACCAACGCUCCCAUCAUACCCGUUAAGCGCACCAAACGCUUGCGUACCAAAUCCCUACCAGCUACUUUUGAGAAUGCCCCUGCUAACCAUGUAGCUGCUGCUCCGGCGGCCACUCAGUCACCCAAAGUUGUACCUAAAAUUCCUUCGGAUGAGCACAAAGCUGCUGAGCGGGAGUCGACCCCCGAGCUAGCUUAUGCCCAACCCGUUCUCAUCUACCCUCCGACCCCACAACCUGCUCCCUUAAAUUCUAAGUUCGGGGGUGAGCGGCGCGUACGCCAGAAUGCGGGAAUCGCGGCUCAUCCUAUCCCGGAGACCAACCUCCAAUAUACUCCGCCAGGCGGACUUCUGCGCCUCAACGAGGGGUCUUCGCAGCUUCCGAAUCCCCUCAACCCGUUGCACGGUCUGGUUCUGUACAUGUACUAUGAGCUGGAGCAGUUGAUCGUGGUGCAAGAGAGCUGCAUAUCCUUUUGGAAGUUCUCGAAGGUCUUCAAUGUACUCCAUCGUCCCCGGAAUUCUGCCUCGCCUCUGGGUGGGAUCCCCGAGGAACAACCUACCAAGGAGAAGGAUCUAGAGGUGGAACUGACGCCACGGUGGAUGAACCUUGGCCGAGUGCGGAGAACUACCACAGAUAUUGAGAUCGAAGCUCCAUUUGGCAGCCGGAUGUGUGUGCACAACUCCACGCCCGUGUACUUGGAGAUGCGCUGUCGUCCGUUGGAGCAACAUAAACGAGAGGUGAAAAUGACGGCGCUGCACGUGAAUGUGUAUUAUUUUUGUGAGGAGGAGUUGCGGCCCCGUAUGCAUUCCGUGCACUUGGAUUCCGUAAAAUGCGAACCAUCGAACGUGAUAUACACAAGUAUCGCAGAAUCGAGAUACUUCGUCAUGGCCUGGCAGCAGGAGAUUGUGAUGGGGAAGCCACGCUCCGGCAUCUGCAAGUACUCCCUCACCCCAACGCUGGACACACUAGCCUCGAUACGGGGGUUCAAGCAGCUGCGCCACGAGCUCUAUCACAUCGAGUGCCUGUCGGAGGACCGCUUGAUUGGCUAUGGAUACUCCCGAAUAACCGUCUGGGAUCACCGCAGUGGAGACACACUGAUGAACUACGAUUUGGGACGUCCGUUGGGCAGGUGCCUGGCAGCGAUGCACUAUCCCAGCCUUGAUGUGGACCAGAGCAGUAUGUUGGUGCUCUACCAGCUCAUGCAGGAGCCGUCCAGCCAGGCUCAAAUUCAUGUUAUCGCCUGCGAGCUGUCGCAUGCCACGCCGUCGCACCGCCUGUUGCAUGUCCAUUGCCUGCCGUCGCCACAGUUCGAGACGCCCCUGGAGUCUGUGAUGACCGGGGAUCACCUCAUCAUAAAGUCUGCGUCCAACGACGAGGCUUGGAUUAGCUCCGUCGACCCGCGUCAGCUAACCUAUUUGGCGCCCCAGGCUGACGGAGUGCAGCGCUUCUACGUCCGACACAAGUCGCAAGUAAUUGAGAUGUCGCCAAAGUCGCUCAUGGUGGACAGCAUUGCGAACCACAUGCUUAAGCUAGCCCUCCAGCAGCAGCAGAAGCAGCAUCAGCAGAUGGUUGCCCCAAUAACUGAGCCUUCGCGGCCCAGUUGUGUUGCAGCUAUGCCAGUGUAGAUAAAUUGUAGGUAGUCGUUGCCUUGAAACAAGUAUUUUGUGUUAUUGCCACACUCUUUGUUUGAAAACCACUUGGAUGACCAAUCUCUAGACGCCUUAAUUGUGCCCAAGUACGUGUCCAGAACGUGGUGCGAAUAUAAAUUUAUCAAUUGAUUAAAAUCUGAUAGUUAAUCCGUAAA
This is a messenger RNA of Drosophila ananassae, 5613 nucleotides long. RefSeq lists its product as uncharacterized. The transcript is spliced from 5 exons. NCBI's taxonomy places the organism in Eukaryota, Metazoa, Arthropoda, Insecta, Diptera, Drosophilidae. The record is from RefSeq and is a predicted model, not a curated record. Bases 257 to 5434 code for a protein of 1725 amino acids.